AUGGACGUCAUUCACCAUAAGGAAUACCAUGUCUGCGAUCUGUCCACCAAAUCUGUCACUCUCUUUCCCACCAGGGCCCAAAUUUUCCGAGAGGUUAAGAACCUCCCACUGAAGCCUGGAACCAAUGAGGUCACGAUCAUAGGUCUCACACCGACUGUAGACGAGUCUACGAUAAAGGUAGAUGGAACUGGCUCUGCUGUAAUCACUGAUAUUGCGGUGGAUUUGCUUCCCAACCGCGACAUUUUUGAAGAUAUAUACCCGGAUUCGGACGACGACGUGCCGGACGCCGAAUCCGAGGCCGAAGAAGAAAGCGCAGACGGCACGUCCGAGUCGCCGGAGCUCGGUUCUUUGCGUUCUAGGAUACGCCAGCUGCGGAGCGAGGAGCGCAGCGCGAAAGAAGUUGUCGAUAGCGCUGCCAGCCGGCUCAAAAUGCUCGACGCUUAUGGAAUUUCACUUGAUCGCAAGGAAAGCAUCGACAUUGCCGAGAGCAUCGAAACUUACCGGGCUGAACGAGAGAGGAUUUUCCGAGACCACAUGGCCGGAGUGGCUCGUGGCCAGGCCAAUACGGAGCUGUUGAGUGCUUCUCUGAAGGAGGAAAGCCGGCUUUUCAAACAGCAGAAAAAAGGGGCUGCCGAAGCCGCCAAGGAGAGAGGAAAGGCCCUGAAAGAUAAGGCCAGAAGGAAGCAUAAGAAUGCAAAGAGGAGAGAAGAACGGCAGAGGGAGAAGCAGCGUGUUCGAAAGGAACGCGAGAGCUUCUGGCCGAAGCUGUGUUACUCCGUUCGGGUAACCCUCGAAGCGGCCGUCCUUACUCCCGUGUCCUCUCGCCGGACGUCGAUUUCCAGCGACACUGUCCAGGCUUCCGCCGCAACAUCGGGCAAGGAAACCGAGGUAGCGGACCUGAAGUGCGACCUGACCCUGUCGUAUGUCACAUCUUCUGCAUCCUGGACCCCGAGCUACGAUCUCCAGCUCUUCACGACGAACAACACCGGCACACUCUGCUACGACGCCCGCAUCACGAACGAGACUUCCGAGACGUGGAGCAACUGCAAGGUCGUCCUCUCGACAUCCCAGGCCAUGUUCUCUGGGCUCGAGAACAGCAUUCCGACGCUGAAGCCUUGGAGCAUCAAGCUGGCUCCCAAAGACGUCGGCGCCGGAGAGAAUGGCAUUCUCGACAGCCUCGAUGAGCGCCAGCAACGGAGGGACUGGUGGAAUGUCCAGAAGAGGACGACACACGCCUCGAAGCCUCGCCAUCACCUGUUCGGAGUCGAAAACUCGGGCUCUUCCGCUUCGCCAGAGGCCCUCCGCUCGUAUCAGGAGGGUCUGAUGGUUCUUGAACAGCAGAACAAGGGCCGGCUCCUCCUACAAAGGGCUCCACAGCAUGGUUUGCAAAACCAAAUGCAGCUGCAGCAGCAACAGCAGCAACAGAUGCAGAUUCAUCCGACCCAAUUAGCACAAAUGGCGGCGGCAAGACGGGCAUCGGCUACUACCAAGGGCUUCGAGGAACACGAGGGAGACUCGCUGGACCUGUCGGCGUGGCUGAGCCAGGACGAGAACGUCGACUUCCAGGAGUCGACGGUGGAAGAGACGGGUUUCACCACAACCUACGACCUCCCGGGCACCAAGACCCUGCCUCCCCGUCCAACCCCGUCCAAGCAGCGCGUCGCGCGGGUGGGUUUCUCAAACGUCCAGUUCAGCCACACCGUCGUCGCCAAGUACAAGCCGGUCGCCUACCUCAAGGCCAAGAUCCGCAACAACAGCCGGCUCACGCUGCUCCGAGGCGAGACCGGCCUCACGCUCGACGGCACCUUCCUGGGCCGCGCACGGCUGCCCCGCUGCAGCGACGGCGAUAUGUUCAUGCUCGGCCUGGGCGUCGACCCGGCGAUCAAGGUCAACUAUCCCAAGGUCGACGUCCGGCGGGCCACUACCGGGCUCUUCUCCAAGGAGGACAGCUCCGUAUACACGCGCAGCAUCGUCGUCGCCAACACGCGCGCCGCCGCCGGCAAGCCCGUGUCGCUGCUCGUCCUCGACCAGGUGCCCGUGUCCGAGGACGAGCGGCUCAAGGUCGACGUGCUUGUGCCCAAGGGGCUCGUGGUCAACGGCUCCAGCGUGCCCGCCGGGCUCCCGGCCCGUGAGGGCAAAGACGACGUCAACUGGGGCACGGCGACGGCUUCGCUGAAGAAAGCGGGACAGAUCGAUUGGCAGGUGACGCUCAACGCGGGUAAGGCGGUGAGGCUUGGAUUGGAAUAUGUUGUUGCUCUGCCAUCGGGGAACUCUGCUGUCGAGUGUUGA
This is a messenger RNA of Colletotrichum graminicola M1.001, 2289 nucleotides long. RefSeq lists its product as uncharacterized. The transcript is spliced from 2 exons. The record is from RefSeq and is a predicted model, not a curated record. The coding region runs from base 1 to 2289 and encodes 762 amino acids. Lineage: Eukaryota; Fungi; Ascomycota; Sordariomycetes; Glomerellales; Glomerellaceae.